This is a messenger RNA of Phragmites australis (common reed), 679 nucleotides long. RefSeq lists its product as uncharacterized. The transcript is spliced from 3 exons. Lineage: Eukaryota; Viridiplantae; Streptophyta; Magnoliopsida; Poales; Poaceae. Bases 5 to 679 code for a protein of 224 amino acids. The record is from RefSeq and is a predicted model, not a curated record.
UGCAAUGGUUGAGAGUGAAAACAAUGAUAGUUGGCUGUGGUUCCUCACCUUGGUAAGGACACGUGUCGUGGGAAAUAGGGAACGAGUUUGCGUCAUCUCAGACCGCAACAAGGGUCUUCUGCAUGCGUUGGACGUGCUGCAUGAUAGCACAAACUGCUCCAUUGCAUGGCCUGAUGUGGAGAGAAGAUGGUGCAUGCGACACUUGGGCGCGAACCUGUACACAAGGUACCGCAGCAAGUCGCUUGUAAAGAGAUUCAAAGGGCUAUGUCUUCAGAACCAGCAGGCGAAGUUCAACGAGAUAUGGAGAGAGUUAAAUGAGACCACUCGCAAGAUGAUGGCAGACCAGCAAGCAGGGGAGGAUCAACUGCGGGUGCAAAUGGUUGGGGGCCAAACUAUCGUUAGUCGUUCACGUGGUACAUUUAGCCAGUGGAUAGCGGGGAAGCCGGCGGAGCGUUGGGCCCUUAUCCAUGACACUCAUGGUGCCAGGUACUCCAUCAUGACAACGAACAUAGCGGAGGCGUUCAACAAUGUCCUGAAGGGAGUACGGGGCCUCCCGUUGUGUGCCAUUAUUGAGCUCACAUUCUACAGAACGGCGGACUACUUUCGAGACCGUGGUAAUGCUGCUAUGAAGUUUAGCACACGGUUCAUUGAGAUCAUGGGAGGACUGUCCGCCGAGUAG